Molecule: messenger RNA, 2281 nt
Organism: Suricata suricatta (meerkat)
Lineage: Eukaryota; Metazoa; Chordata; Mammalia; Carnivora; Herpestidae
Gene: CDKL3
Product: cyclin dependent kinase like 3
Exons: 13
Coding region: 363-2147 (594 amino acids)
Biological process (GO): dendrite extension; positive regulation of dendrite morphogenesis; protein phosphorylation
Cellular component (GO): nucleus
Molecular function (GO): ATP binding; cyclin-dependent protein serine/threonine kinase activity
Source: RefSeq, a predicted model, not a curated record
UGGAGGGGGGAGCGGGGAAAGGGCGGUGAGGCCAGCUGCAUCGUUGCCAUGGUAGUGGCCUGCCGGGAGCUCGCUGGGCGGGCGAGAUUAGUAACGUCGGUGUCCCGUUGACCCGCUGGGUUUGCACCGAGCCUGGCUGGAGGCACUACAAAACGAGCUGGGACGUUGGCGGUUGACUGGACGAGGUCGACUUCGGGGCGAAGGGCACGACACUUGUCCGGGACCCUAAGACGUCUGGUUUGAGAAGCGGGUGGGACUGAGGUUUUCUUGGGUCCGGGAUCUGACCUGUAGGCGACCGCAGGAUUUUAGGAACCCGCAUAUUUGACGGGCACGUGACAGGAAGUUAGAAUCCAGGUUUGAAAAUGGAGAUGUACGAAACUCUCGGAAAAGUGGGAGAGGGAAGUUAUGGAACAGUCAUGAAAUGUAAACAUAAGGAUACUGGGCAGAUAGUGGCCAUUAAGAUAUUUUAUGAGAAACCAGAAAAAUCUGUCAACAAAAUUGCAACGAGAGAAAUAAAGUUUUUAAAGCAAUUUCAUCAUGAAAACCUGGUCAAUCUGAUUGAAGUUUUUAGACAGAAAAAGAAAAUUCAUUUGGUGUUUGAAUUUAUUGAUCAUACAGUAUUAGAUGAGUUACAACAUUAUUGUCACGGACUAGAGAAUAAACGACUUAGAAAAUACCUGUUCCAGAUCCUUCGAGCAAUUGAAUAUCUUCACAAUAAUAAUAUUAUUCAUCGAGAUAUAAAACCUGAGAAUAUUUUAGUAUCCCAGUCAGGAAUUACUAAGCUCUGUGAUUUUGGUUUUGCGCGAACUCUAGCAGCUCCUGGGGACAUUUAUACGGACUAUGUGGCCACACGCUGGUACAGAGCUCCAGAAUUAGUAUUGAAAGAUACCUUUUAUGGAAAACCUGUAGAUAUCUGGGCUUUGGGUUGCAUGAUCAUUGAGAUGGCCACUGGAAAUCCCUAUCUUCCUAGCAGUUCUGAUUUGGAUUUACUUCAUAAAAUUGUUUCAAAAGUAGGCAAUUUGACACCUCAUUUACAGAAUAUUUUUUGCAAGAGUCCAAUUUUUGCUGGGGUGGUCCUUCCUCAAGUUCAACACCCCAAAGAUGCAAGAAAAAAAUACCCAAGGCUAAAUGGAUUGUUGGCAGAUAUGGUUCAUGCUUGUUUACAAAUUGAUCCUGCUGAGAGGACUUCAUCUACUGAUCUUUUGCAUCAUGAAUAUUUUACUAGAGAUGGAUUUAUAGAAAAAUUCAUACCAGAACUGAGAGCUAAAUUACUACAAGAAGCAAAAGUCAAUUCAUUCAUAAAGCCAAAAGAGAAUUCUAAAGAAAAUGAAUUUAAGAAAAAUGAAAGAAAAACAACUACCAAUACACUGCUAAGUAGUUCAGUUUUGGGAAAGGUAAAGACUAUUCACUUUCUGGAAAUGGAAAAAGAAAAAAAGCUCAAGGAGAUCAAAGUCAGCGUUAUCAAAGUCAAAGGAAGAAAAGGAGAUAUCUUAGAGUCAAAAAAAACAGAGUGUGAAGGUGGACAUUGUCAACAGGAUGCAACUGAAAACGCUCAUACUAUGUCUCAACACACAAAACCUCUAAUCAAUGAAGUACCCAACCCUGUCAAUGCCAGCACUAACUCUACUGGAAUGAAAGAUGACCCACACGCUGGAGGUAGUAUGAUGAUGCCACCUAUCAAUCUAACUACCAGUAAUUUGGUGGCUUCAAAUCCCAAUUCAGAUCUUUCCCACUCCAACUCAAGGUUGACUGAAAGAGCAAAAAAGAGACGUACUUCUUCACAGUCUACUGGACAGGUUGUGUCUAAUAGCAGGCAAGAGGAUGCAGGACCCACUCAAAGCCAAAUGAAGAAGAGUACAUUUAAUGAGCAAACAGGUCAAAGUGACCAAAUGGCAAAUGGAAGCAAAAGAAAGAUGAAUUUUUCCAGAUCUGACAGGAAGGAAUUUCAUUUCCCAGAACUGCCUUUCACAAUACAGUCCAAGGAGAUGAAAAGAAUGGAAGUUAAACAGACAAAAGUGCUGAAGAGGGAAUCAAAGAAAACAGAUUCAUCUAAAAUACCAACUUUAUAUAAUAUGGAUAAAAAUCAAGAAAAACAAGAGCCAAGGCUUGCAGCAGAACGGGCCUAUCGUCAUUGUGACACAGUGUAGAAGCUUCUUUCAAGAUUAAUCUGGAACAUUCUACAUGAAUGCAGUCGAAAGUACCUGAUGCAUAAAACUUGCACCAUUUAACAAAUAUAUGAGUAACUCCAGCACUAUUUUUGAGAUAUUUCUUGGUCAACUCU